This is a messenger RNA of Camellia sinensis, 450 nucleotides long. The record is from RefSeq and is a predicted model, not a curated record. NCBI's taxonomy places the organism in Eukaryota, Viridiplantae, Streptophyta, Magnoliopsida, Ericales, Theaceae.
AUGGACUUUAUGGCUCAAAUAUUGGCCAUUUCUUGUUCUUCUGUCAAAGGUACGAGUUUGAUUGUCAGAAGGGAAUCACAUAUUUUCCCUAACAUCACGCUCUUCUCCUCCACCUCACUGAACUCGUCGCAUCGGCAGACCCUCUCGACGCCGUUGCAGAAUUCUAUGUCUUGUGAAGAGACUUUAAGUGUUCCAAACAAUAGUGGUAUUGAUUUGUCUGGGGCAUUUGAAUCGCUCUUUGGUUUUGAGUCCUUGGACUCGUCAAAUUCUGAUUUUUCUCAAUCUAUGUCACCUGAGGCUAGUCUUCUUCAAAGGGAAAGUAAACCAGAUCUUAGUAUGCAUGUGCCAUUGUCAAUGCUUGAGAAUUGGUUGUUUGAUGAAGGUGUUGUUCAAGGGAUCAAAGAAGACUUGAUUGACUUUUCAUUUGAUGAAACUGCAGAAUUGUUUUAG